AUGGCGGCCAUGGAGAAGGAGUUUUUCUGGGGUAGGCGUUAUACUUUGGUGCAGUUUUACCAUAGUGAUCCUUUAUUAACUCCCAUUUUUCACAGGGUGUGAGCUAAGUAAAGAGAAGAGAGAGUAUAGCUGGGAUUCUGAAGAUGAGGAAUUGAGCAAAGCUGAUAUUGAACAGAAAUUAGUAGUGUCACAGGUAUGAAACGUUUGUUUACACCACGUGCGAAGGGGCCACUAGAUUUUGAGUUCGAAAAUUUGUGAAGGCAAACGUUAUCUCAAGGGCAAGGUGGCAGACAAUUGACACGUGUUUAGGAAUUGGCAAGGAAGACAAAAUUGAGGGCUUUUCGUCGAAAACUCGGUUGCCAAAAUUGGCCUAGCAACUCAGCUCGGCCUGCUUAGCUUGUCCUGGGAGGAUUAUCUCUGAGAGUUGUAAUUGGUCAAGGAACUCUUAUUUGUUUCAAGAUCUAUGGGGCUUAUAAAUAUUUCAGUACACGAAGCAGUUUUUAUAUUGAAACUGAGGUAUUAUGUUAAGCUUUAGUUCAUCAAGAAUACAGAAUAAAUAAAUUUAAAUGUGCGUGAAGCUUCCAAUAAAUUCCACGUGCUUUGCCCUUGUUUUGUUUUGACCCUCUGUUUCAAAAUUUCCCUUCCUGCAAAAGAGUAUGAUGUUAGUGAAAUCAAGGGAUACAGUAUCUAUUUCUCGAUUCUCGAUGACUGCUUUUCAAUUCUUGAUGCUUGAUGCUUGCAGAAAUCGAGUUGAGAAUCACAACAGACUGCUCAACUUUAAUACCGCAAUGUUAGUUAUCCCUUAGUUUUCUAACGGGUGAAGAUCAUUACACACAUGAAUUGACUAAUGCACAGAUAAUGCUAGCACUUUAAUGGGCAAGAAUUAGAUGCUAUAAAUAGAUUGACUAACAUCACUAACGGAUAUGACUAGCACUCUAACCGGCCAGGAUCAGAUGCUUAUGGACUGACUACUGUCGAUAACUAACACAUAGCUAUGGUUUAGACCAUUUAACAGAACAUUGUUCGUGUACAUUGUAUGUUGUCCCAAAGAAGUUCACAUUUACUUUAUAGAUGCCAUUUACAUGUAGUUUAUUGUGACUGAAACAUUACAUGUUCAUACAGGAGCAUUCGAUAGAGUACCCUGAAUAUGCUACAAUUAAUUUUAGAAUGCCCUUUGGCAGCGCAGUUGCCUAUCAAUUACCAUGUAUGUGGCUCCAGAACUACAAUUUUUAGCAAUCUCUUUUUCAUUCUUAUAUUGUAUGUAAAGACAUGUAUGUGAUACACCAAACAAACUCUUUUUAAUGUAGUACAAAACAUUAGAAAACAUUUUUUAAGACUUGGUUUCCUUUCAGUAUUUUGCAACUUUGUAGUGUAUACCAACAUUUAAAUGUACAGUGCACAUGACUAUUGUCGAUAGAUGCUACAUUAUUUUGUUUGUGUACAGGCUUGUCUUGGUGCUAAAGCUAAAUCUAGUGAGAAAAACAUUGUGGAAGUAACAACAACAGACAGCAGUGACAGCUCCGUGACCCACACAAUUCUCAAUUUACAAUCUGGAAGACUAGACCAGGUAAAUGAUGCAGUACACCCACACUCAUGUGCUUUUUUUUUAAUGGUAUACAGCUGCAUAAUGCAUCUAUUACACUGUAGGUUAGAAUGUCAACUUAGGGUUUUCUAAGAAUAAGCUAUUCACUUUGAACCAGGGGUUUUCAAAACUGUUUUUUGGUCUUCCCUUGGUUCACAAACUAUGCAAGACACAGUCAUUUCCUGUAAGGCAAUUUAUCUACAGUAAUUGACUAACAGAUGUGAAGUAGAGAGGAAAAGUUUGGGUGAAGUUUUUGCCCAUUUUGCAUUAUUGUGCCCUUUUUCAUUUUGUUCAAUUCUUCCAAGCUGUUACACAUGUAUCAAGCUACUGAGACAGGUGCAUGUACAUGUACAUGUAUGUAAGUCAAAGUGUAAACACCGUUUAAUAGCAAUAAGUGCAUUAUAAUUAUUUUUUAUAGUCUUAAGUACACUGUACUUGAUAUGAGAGAUCUUGUAAACACUGUGGCUUGUUUUGUCUUUUGGCUACAAAUUUCAAAUAUUAAAAUAUUCUAAAAAUGACUCUGAAACUAAUAUAAUUUUGUUAGCGAAUGGUUAUUAUUUAUGUUAAAAUUUAUUUAUGUUUUUCUCCUUGUAGUGUCGACUUAGUUUAGGAUUCCCUUCAUCUGUUGUUUUUAAACUCGUAGAAGGUUAGUUAUUUAUUUUUAUUAUGAAUAUCUCACAAAUACACUGUGGAUUAUUUUAUUCACUUGGAUAUAUUUUUAUAGAUUUUGUAUGUAUUUAUAAGUGUAACUGAGUAGUUUGUUCAAGUCAGUGUCUGAACAUCAUGUCCAUCUGCAAACGUUAUUAUGCCAAACAUUAAAAGGCAAUUAAUUUUAUUCAGACAUUGUCUGAUGGCCAUUCUGUUGUGUGCAUCUCUGACUAAAAUGACAUGUUUGUAGGUUCUGGUCCUGUUCAUCUCACUGGUUCUGUUUACCAAGGUAAUGUAAGAGUUAACUAGCAAUUUUUUAGGUAAAAAAGUUUGUCUAUAUAUUUAAAGACUACAACUAAAGAAGUAUUGUGAUCAUAAUAAGACAUUUUGCAAAAAGAGCUGUUUUUAACCGUCCUGAUUUUUUUUUUUGCCCUUAUAUUUUUGGUACAUCGUGUCAUGAGUGUUGUGUUAUCGAACUUUGUCCCUUCACGUGUUAUGCGUUUGUAGUUUUACAUCUACACAGGUACACUGUUAGCAUGCUAAAGGAUUAAACAUGGCAGUUUGUUGAAUAGAGUGCUUUAGCUCUUGUCUACUUUCAAUACCCCAAGAAUGAGGACAGGUUUUUUGCUUUUUAUCAUAAUAUCCCUUGACUUUAAUGAACUACAUUUAACUCAGUUGUGAGAUGAAGUUCAUUUCUGCAGUAUUUUUCUAUGUGUACCUUAGCUAGUUCCUAUUCUAAAAAUGCAUAUCAGAGAAACAUUAACAGUUUGUGAAAACUUUUUUUAUAUUUCCGUUUUUUAAAAUUGAGAUUUGUAUUUGUAGAAUUGUUCAUCGAUCAAGGUGAAGGUGAAGGGGACAGCGAAGAUGGUAAAUUAUUUAAGUAGUGUGAAUGUAGUGCAUUGGAACCACACUCUAUAGACACCCACUUAAUACAGACACCCAUAUAAUAUAACGGACAGUUUCAUUAGUCCAAUGAAAAGCUCAUACAUGUGCAUGUACGCAUAUGUUUUCUCUAAAAUUUACCCAUGUAUACAAUAUGGAAGUUGGUUAAUACAGACAUACAGACACUUUUCUUGCAAAUAUUGUCAACCUGGCAUUACAGACACUGGUUAUCUGCACAGUCUAUGACUGAAUAGCUCACCAGUGAAAACCUAGCAGAAUUAACGGUAAAUGACCUAAUGUUCAGCCCACCUGGCUGAGUCGCAAAUACAAAGUUAAUUAAGUCAUGGAUGCAGGAUUCCAUUGUUGUAUAAUUUCAAGAGAAAUACUUAUACAGGGUCGGAAAGGUAGUUUUAGUCUGAAAAUGAUUGUGAGUUCAUAAGGAUGAACUUGUAAAAGUUAUGGAUAAGAAAUAAAACAAUGUUUCCUCAUCAAAAUACAAAACAUGUGUCCCAGACAUUUUUUUUUUUUGAGACCGGCCCACUCAAUACAGUCACCCAGAUAAUAAUGGACACUAUGGCAUGUCCUCUUGGUGUGUGUAUUAACCAGCUUCCACUGUACUGUCAUUAGUAUGUUUUGUCAAUUACUAAAACUGACUUCUAUGUACAUCUAAUUGCAACAAGGUUGUCAUAGAAAAAAGCAAAAAGCUAAAUAGGAAUUAAUUAGCAUUUAAUUAUCAUAGCUUGCAUCAUUCACAACACACACACUUAUAACUGAAUAUUAAUCACGUAAUAUGAGAGAAAUCAUUUGCAUCAGUUUCUUGGUGUCAUUCUAAUGCAGUUCAAGGCUGAUUCAUCUAGCGAAUUUCAAACGUGCUCAAAUUACAAAUGUACAUUGGAUGUGCGGAAUCUUACAGCGCGGAAUUACAGAAUUAUCUCUUUGUUAUUAUGAAUGACUUAAAUAAUUGUUAAAUUAUUAAAAUAUACAAAUCUAAAUCACAUGGCUAUUAAACUAAUUCCUAUUUUGCUUUUUGCUUUUUGCUUUUUUCUACGACAACAAUAUUGCAAUUAGGUGUACAUGUACAUGUGGCAAAAAAUUAUAAAUAACAAAUGGUUCUCAUAUUAUGAUAAACAUGGCCUUUAUAAGGUAUAAUGAUGUUUACCAAUGUCAAUUAGCUGAUGUGAAAAAUAUGAAAAGAAACCUAGUCUCUCAGCAUUUUUUCUACUUGUACAUUGAAAAGGUUUUGUUUUAAGAGAGUGUUUAUUUUAUCUUGCAGAUGAGGAAGCCCCCAAUCUUGCAAAUUCAGAGGCAAAUUUAACUUCAAAGGUACAUACUAAAAAACUUUGGCUUUUAAUAAUAAUGCCAAAAUUAAAUCUCUCUUUUAACAAGGUUUGUUCAUUUUAUUUUCUUAGAAACGACCACUUCCUUCCGAGACUCCUACAGGACCUCCUAAGAAACUUGCUCGAGUUGAAGAUGGUAAGCAGAUCAUUAUACAUUUCUGGGAAACUGCCCACCUACCCCUCCCCUAAGCUAAUAUUAACACUUACUAUUUACUUAGGACAAAAUGUUGGCUUAGGGUAGGGGUAGGUAGGCAGUUUCCAAACAAUAGUUAGCCUUCAUGGGAGACAAAGAGUUCUGUUAACUUACACAGAACCUUUGUGUACCUUUCACAGAUUCCCAGUAGAUCUUGCCACUUUAUAGUAGGCAAAACAUACCUGUAAAUUUGUGUAGGCUAGUUUUGCUUAAACUUUGUAUUGCUCACCUGUUUUGCAUGUUUAGAGAACAUGCAAUAAAUUGUUAUCUGAGGGUAAUAUGCAGCAGAUGUUUGAAUAACAUAUUGUUUAUAGUUAAAUCAUGUAUUGAUUCAAAUGUGCAAUAUAUGUACAUAUACAUUGUGUAUAAUUUGUGGUUUCUUUUAUUGGUUUUACUAUGUACAUAUACAUGUGAAAAAUAAUAACACUCACUAGAAUCCAACCGAGAUUUCUUUUGUUGCUAUUUUCAGAAGAAGAUGAAAGUGGUGAGGAAGAGGAGGAAGAGGAUGAGGAUGAAUCUAGUGAGGAGCCUGUGAAAAUGGAAGUAGACAAGAAGGAUAAACAGAAAAAAACUGCAGAGACAACUCCAAAAGCAUCUGUAAGAAUUGGUUUUAAGUAAUCUUUUAACAUAUAUCCACCUAAAUUUAGCAACAACAGAAAGAGUCAGAUUUUUUACUGUCUAAAAAUGAUGGAAAUGGGAGUUUCUGGUAAUAAAUGAAAGUGGAAAAACUUGUGGGAGUAAAUGCUCUGGCCUCUGCUAGAAAUUCUCUCUACAGGAAAACAGUCACAAUUUUGCCUUGAUCCAUGCCAAAGGGGUAUGAACUUGUUAUGUUGAUCUUGGAGACAAUAUUGUAUGGUCAUUAAAUUAAAGUAACAUACAUGUACAUAUACAUGUAUAAGGUUAUCAAAGGAAAAUGAAAAAAAAAAUUGAAAAAAUGCUAAAAGGAAUAAUAUUAUAAGGCAUACUCACUGCACUCAAGCAUCCACUCUGAUGAAAGAAUGACACAGAAAACAUCUUAACAGUGGCCAUUUUUGCAAAAGUGUUUUCAGAGUUAUCUAAAUGUCAAAUGUACAUGCAAUUUGCAUGGCUAACUAUUUCCUUUUUGUUUAUGCUUUUUUGUGUCACUAUGUUACAGAUGUAGGUGCACACAUACUAUGCCACUUUUGCUGUUUGACAUUCUUAGAAUACAUUAUGCAAGUGUAUUAUAAAGAAUGCUCGUUAAUUGUUGUUGAUUAUGGAUGUUGCUUUUAAUCAGACUAAUAAAACAGAAGAAAAAGACGCUAAAGCAAAGAAGACAAAGAAGGACAGUGUAGAGGAAGACGAAAGCGAGGAGGAAAGUGAGGAGGAGGAUGAAGAUGAAGACGAGGAGGAGGAGGAGGAGGAGGAGGAUGACGAGUCUGGUGAAGAUGAAAGCGAAGAGGAUGAUGAUGAAGACGAGGAAGAUGAAAGUGAGGAAGAAGAUGAAAUUGCAGACAGUUUGGUGGCAAAGAAGAAGGUGAGGAAUCUUUUUCUCUGGAUUUCUUUGGUCAUGGAAAAUAAUUACCAUUAGAUGUGUGAGGUUUGAUGUGAGAUAACUUAAUUCUGUUCAAUUCCUGCUCCCUUAGGAAAUAAUUUAUACCUUUGAAAAUUUCACUUACUGUAAGUUGUGAAAAUGGCCUAUCAGGCAGCACAUUAGCCUUACAGGCCGUUACUGUACUCUCAUGACUACUGAACAGUACUUUUGUCAAGGGGCUAUUUCUUGCCAUCUGUCUAAAUGAUAGUAAUUAACCACUUAUGAAUGACAAAAUCAGAACUUUGUGUCGAACAAAAUAAUAAACUUUGAAAAGCUGUUCGGCUAACAAGCUAGUUUUCAAAAACCGCAAUUGCAAUCUGUUUCAAUCUCCUCCAAGUUCUAUCUAUCCAUGCCUCCUUUUGUAUAUUUUGUGUUAGUUAUACAUGUACCUUCUUUGAAUGUCCUGAGUAUUUUUUUUUUGUUCUGCUUAAUUUGGUGCCCAGUUCCCACUUUUUUGAUUUUGAUCAAAUUCAUGACACAUCUCCUUUUGAGAUCAUGGUGUAGAAUGUGUUUGAACCCUUUCUGUUUUUACACAGGGAGGAAAACCAGAGCAGAAAAAACCAAUGACCAAUGUAAGUAGCUGCACCACUGUGUGAUGUCUGUGUUUUAGACAUGGUGUAUUAAGGUAGAAAUACCCAGAAAAGACAAUUUCUCUGGCAUUGAGGAGGUUAUUAAUAGGUACAGCUCUCUGGAGGCUAGUAGGACAUUUUCAGCCAUACUGUGUACAUUUCAUAAGGUGUGCUUGUAUCUAUAUUUUGUUUAGUUUUGUCUACUCUUUCUUGCAUACAUUAGAAAAUUGUUGCUGUUUGUUUUCUUUUCUGUAAAGGGAGUCUCCAAACCAGGCAAGAAAACAGCAGAGGAGAAGGAGAAACCACCAAAGACAGCAGCCAAGCAGGUUUGUGAGUAGUUUCGUGUAGAUGUUUGAUGGACUGGCACUGAUAACUGUUUGUGAUAUAACACACUAAGGGUAAGAUUACACAACGGAAAUGAUGUCCAUUGAGAGCAUAUAGUGGCUCGUGAGAUACAUGCGUGUCAAGAAUACAAUGUACAUGUAAGGUACAAUUCAGCGUUGCAGUCAAACCCAUCCUACAGUGGUAACCCAGCCCGUAUGAAGUACAGUGUACAAUGCAAUUCAAGCAAAAAUAAUAUACAGAAACUAAGUGGAAAAGAUUAAUGUUUUUUUCUCUCGUCCUACAUUCUACACUGAUUUGGGGUAUACAUUUGUCACAUUGUUGCAUAAACUCAUCAUUUUGCUUGUGCAUUCAGUAAGUUUUUUCCUCUAUAAAGCGACGGUCCCCUAAAAGUAACGAAAGCCCAGUUUUUCCUUGGACAUCACACCUUGGAUUUCACAGUUUCAGAGCACUGGGCUGCCUAGAAUAAUUUUUCUUGGAGCAUAGCCUUGCCUGUAAGAUGGUUAUAAACUUUAGCACACGCAGAGAGAAAAAAACACUUUGAGGUUGAUUCAUGAACUAUGUUCUGGACAGUACUUGUUGUCACCACGUCUUCUUGGCUUUCUUUUAGACUUGGUAAACCUGUAAGCGUCUAGUUGACCAUUUCCCAAAAGGUGAUUGCAAAGUAUCGGUUUGAAUGUAUAAAUAACUGUUUGUAUUUUCAAUUAAACAGCAAAGUACGACAAAACCUGGAGGGAAAGAUGCUAAAAAACCUGCUCCAAAAACCCCUGAAACAGUAAGAUACAUGUGUAUUGUAAUAUGUUAUAUGUAUCAUUAAAAUUUUGUUUCCCUCUCAAAAUUUACAGAUGAAUCUUUUCCUUUGUUUACACUAAUCAAAACUGGGUUUAUUAAAGCUACAAUGUAUUUUUUGUGAGCGAUGUUUAACUCUACCGUGCGAAAAUCAUUCACAUAAAUAUAAAGUUCAAUUAACUAUUAACUAACCUAAUAACAAUUUCUUUUGUUGCAGCUGAGCAUGGACCAAAUCAAAGAAAAAUUAAAAAAGGUUUGUUGUACGAGAUUUAUGUAGUUCUUAAUGUGUGGCUGGCUCUUUGCGAAUUGUUCUGCCAGCGAGAAAAACAAAAAAGAAACAUUUUUCAUUUGGAAUAUGUAAAGUCACUUCAUAAGUGGGUUGAGUAUGAUCGUCCAGGUGAUCGUAGUCCUGACGUCUCGACUGUCGUUUAGAUAAUCUGUGCGGUAGUCAUCUUCAGAAUCAAAUUGAGUUGUAUCACAUAAGUUGGUGGAUGUUAUUGAUCGUCUGUCAGUUAGCUGUGAUGUUAUUGGCUAUGAAGACUCUAAAUGUCGUUGGUGGGUUUCGAUCUGUCGUAACAGUUGUUUACUUAUGGACUGUUUAGCGAUUAUUGAAUGAGGUUGAGUAGGAUGUGAAGAAUUAUGCAGGUCAAAGGAGAGUGUUAUCCACCGAGGCUGAAGUCCGAAUGAGCCGUUUUUAUUGGUUAUGUCUCCUAGUUUUGCAUUCUUGAGGUGGAAGACUCUCAUAAACAGUUCGAGAUGAUAAAAAGUGAUGUUUUCAUUUUGCAGACACCAAGUCUUCCAAAGAAAGUAGAUAAGUUUAAGAACUACAUGAGAAGUUCUUUUAAGAUGACAGAUGAAGGGGUGAGUUGUUUGUUGUAGUGUUCAUGAUGACGUAAAAACAAUUGCCCUCUGGCAACUCUGCUCAUACAUAAGCAGUAUGAUGUGAUGUAAGAUGGAAACUAAACCAGUGAUGUUACCAAGUUUGAGAUUGGUUUUUAAGGAGAAUAUGAUCCCACAAUUUCCUGAAAUCUUAUCAGACUUUUUUAUGGAUCAUGCAGCCAUACAAACGUCUGUAAAAUGUUCCGGAGCUCUAUCUUUGCUCGUUUCUAAUGUAAAGCGUUCUUUCUCGCACACCAUUCCACACCAUUUCGUUUCAAGAGGACAAGCAUCUUUUUUCAUUUUUUUUUUUUUUUUAUGGAAAAAAUAUGAAAUGGGUCCCUUUUUUUUUUUGGCUUUUUAUUUUAAGUUUUUUUUGUGUUAUUUUUUUGUAUUUUUAGUGGUUCUAAUUUUAAAAAACCUAAUAAGAGUUUUUUAUGGAUCUUUCGGCUUUAAUAACAUUUUUAAAUUUUUCCGGACCUCUUUUUUUUCUUUUUUUUUAUGUUAAGCUUUCUUUCUCGCACACCUUUCCACACCAUUUCGUUUCAAGAGGACAAGCAUCUUUUUUCAUUUUUUUUUUUUUUUUAAUGGAAAUAAUAUGACAUGGCUCACUUUGAUUGUUAGGCUUGUACUUUAAAGUUAUUAUUGUGUUGAUUUUUGACAUUUUGACUGGUCAGUAAGAGAAGAGAGACGUAUUCGGGGUAAAAUUUCUUUGGCCGCGGUCAACACGACCGGCAUCAGUCCCAUAUUUAUUGUUGUAAAAGGUUUAGUUUCCCAGUAUAGAUAAAGUAUAUUGUAAAACUACUUUCAUUCAAUUUCAGACUGUUACAAAACUCUGGGAUUGGCUACAAGAGAACAGAAAGUGAAGCUGUUACUUUAUGCAGAUAGUUGUACCGUCGAAGUAAAUAAACGUUCCUUUUAUAGAUGUUCCCGCCUGUUUCUUUUCUUUAUUUUUAAACAAACGAUCACAUCGCACAUCAUUCUUUGUUAUUGCCACGAAUUAAUGUAUAAUAAUUUAUGGUAUAAGGUUUGAACCAGCAGUCAUUUUAUAAGUAAGUAGAGCAUAAUCUUCCCGAAACAGUCCUUUUCAGGACUACGCACACAGACCGAUCGUGCUCCACUUAACUCAUUAAUAUUUGUUUAAUUUGUUUGUUUCUCUGCAUUGUUAUUUUGAUGUCCUGAGUAAACGACCGUUGUUUGCGGCCCCAUUGCUAUAUUCGCGUGGGAACCCGAAGUGGCGCUGCAAAGGUUCGGCUGUUUUCCCAGGUUUUGCCGCAGGGAGUUUUGCGUUGUAAUUCAGAAAACCGUAGUAUUUGAGUAAUGAGUUGCUCGAGAUUUCGAGAUUGUCUCGGUAGAUGUUUGUAACAAGUUGUCAAUAAAAUAGUUUAAAUAUAAAGUGGUUUUCUAUUGAGUAUCAAAUAGUGUGUACCAUUUGCACCCCAAAACUGGAAAAUUGGUUGAAACUUCCUCAAACAGGACGGUUCCUGUCGAUCGCUAAAGACAAGAUAGAAGGCUAAAAAGGUAUUAUUAGAUAAGGUAUAAGGUCAGUUCAAAAUCUUCAGAAACGCGACCAAACCGGGACGUUUUUUAAUUGGAAUUCACGCAUGUGCGUGUAAAUCGGGUACGAAAAUCUGUUGGGUUUCGGCA
Messenger RNA from Porites evermanni, 10417 nucleotides. Lineage: Eukaryota; Metazoa; Cnidaria; Anthozoa; Scleractinia; Poritidae. The record is from the annotation of a GenBank genome assembly.